This is a messenger RNA of Aphanomyces invadans, 3247 nucleotides long. RefSeq lists its product as hypothetical. The transcript has 13 exons. The record is from RefSeq and is a predicted model, not a curated record. The coding region runs from base 17 to 3247 and encodes 1076 amino acids. NCBI's taxonomy places the organism in Eukaryota, Oomycota, Saprolegniomycetes, Saprolegniales, Verrucalvaceae.
GGACACUCGAUUCGACAUGGCAUACCACAGCGUCGGCGUGCGCAGCCGCGCCCAGCACGCGGCGCAGCGCAUUGAACAGCUCGAGUCGAUCGACAAGCGGCACUGGCGGCUCGAAGAGAACGCAGACGACAACAAUCAUACGGUGUGUGUGGCCAUCCUUUCGUCGUACAUUGACACAAGCUUACGGCAAGCCAAAUACCACCACGGAUUCCACAAAGCGGUGCUAUGCGUCGAGAUUUUCAAGCACAUGCUGUUCAAUCUGGACCGAGAGGCGCUGUCGCCCCUGUUUGUGUACUGCGAUGCAAUGGAACGAUUCAUUGAGUCACUGUACAAGGCCAAACCCCUCGACAGCAACGGGGCACUGCCGUCGCCAACCAAGGCAAUUGAGUCCUCACCUCGACUGAGAAAACCCCGCGUGGCGACCAUGCCACUGCCAGCAAGCCUUCCGCCGACCAAACCGAAGCGCUUUAUCGAGCUGCCAAAGCAGGAACAGCAUGUCCUUCACGUCGCGUUCUACCUCAAGGACGUUUUGACAAAAUUGUCAGGCGGCGCAUGUGCAAAGCCUGCAGGCAAGUUUCAGUCCCAUCGCAAACCGAUGGACGCAUCGUUGCCAGUGGCGGCGGAUGCCCUUCCGCUCGACUUGGCGCGGGAACUUCGCGCCAUCAAGACGAAGCUACGCAAGAAUGAAUUCUUCGCAGACUUGCCUAACUUGAUUGCCGAUGCAGGGAAAGCAACGAAAGUCGGGGACUCUCGGCAGGCCAACACCCACCAAGCGUUCUCGAGCUUUUUCCUGUGUCUCCACGAAGUAGUCCGGAGCACGUCGUACCACAGCAUCGAGCUUGCCGACGGCGCAUUUGAUCUCCUCGGGGAAGUCCUCCGCGCGAUUCAAGACUACAUUGUCGAAGUCGUUGGUCAGCGCAAGACGCGCCGGUCGCGGAUUCGUGUCUUGCGCGCGCAGCGCCAGCAACUACGAGCACAGUUUGGCACGAUGGAAGCGGAGACUCAAGGCAUCGCCCAGGAAGCGAUCAAGCUGUCGACCGUGCUCAGUGCGAUCGAGUUGGAGCUAAACGUCCUUCGCGACGAAUGCGACUGGCACGCGCACAACAAGCGUCUUUUUCUCGACACGAUUCGCGCCUUGCGCAACGCAUGCGACCAGCCACCUCUCGUCUUUGUCAAUGCGGACGGCGUGAGCAAAGUGCUGCAGCCUGGCACAGCCAUCCUCCGCGUCGAGAACAUUCCGCACAUCCGGUACCUGGUGCAGCUCCUCGCGCUAUCGAGAAGUUUUGCCCACGUUCGUCUCAACGAUCCGCGCGUGAAUGAGGCCAACCCGGCUCGGAAGCUCUCGAUGAGUAAACUCAACCACCAAGGCCGGGCCGAAACACUUAAGAUGCACUUGAUGAACCAAAGACCGCGUGAUCAUGGCGACGCCAUGGCCAACAACAGCCCACCACCUCACGUGAGCGACGCACCGACGGGGGCAGACAAAGGUGCGAACGCACCAAGCGCAUUACACAAGGUCACGGAAGCCGAGCUGACGGCGCUGUCGUCCAUUCACGAAUGCCUUCGAGCGGUCGAAGUAUUCAUGGGCGACGAAGCUCGACGGAGCUUGUUGCGGACAACCUCGACAGCGUCCCAAAUUGACGUGUGUGCGCACUUGGAAGACCUCCAAAAGAAUGCCGAUAGCGGACAUGGUCAUGGCGCUUCGAGUCGGUCCAACGACGGGCCAAUCUGUUUGGUCCGCGAAGUCGCCAAGUUGCCAGAGCCAUGGCGAUCCGCGUUCCCGUCCAUCCACGAAGAUGAACUCGUCACGCUUCUGUCGAAAGACGACAUGCUUCACGAUGUUUCAUCCAUCUACGCUGCUUAUGACGACAUGCUGGUGCGACCGAGCCACACGGACGACACCACCCCCACCAUCAGUUUUCCAGCAUUCGUCACGUCGUACUAUUUGGUGCAUCCUCGCAACGCCAUCAUGGACCCGACGCCUUCAAACCAGUCGAUUGCAGACGAAACCCGGCACGGUCCUGCAUGGGCCAGUCUCGAAUGCGCCCGCCUGCUCGUGUCCAUCCACAGUCAUGUUCAAGGCGCGGUCAGCCUCGACUGGCUAGGGUACUUUGCCGUGUUCACAGGACUAUCCAAGACGCUGACGUUGCCGCUGCCGCGGGCGCUCGACGCCUUUCUCGUCGCCCGCCGCAUGCUGCUUGCGACAACCGUGAUGCGCCAGCGCCACGCCGACCCGACGACGGUCGAUGUGAUUUGGGUCAUGGCCAAGGACAUCACGCUCCCCAGUGCCGCGUACACGCUUCACGGGACAGCCGUCAAAAUUCUCUCCUCGUUCACGCGAAGCCCAGGUACCUGUGGAGACGUCCCAUGCACAAAACGCGUGCACGUGAUGGCCGUAGAUACGUACUUGAAUGUGCUGGAGGAUAAGAGCACGAGCGUCGACUUGUUUACGGAGGACGACGUCGGGAAUCGCGAGGUCAAGGCCGCGCUCGUGCUGCACGUGGACACAGCAUUGCUUGUGCUCAUGCAGGCGUGGGUUCGGGAGCACCACCAUACCCUGGCCGUGCUGGAAAAUGUUUUUGCCGCGACGUUGAACAACGACGACGACUCGAUGUCGUACGGCGAAUUCGUCACAACGUGGGGCUUUAUCGACCCAUCUGUACCCGUUGGUCGCCUUGGCACGAUCUACGCUCGCGCCGCGCGGCAUGAGACGGCCAGCUUAUGCGGGGACGCAUCCACGUCACGCUUGAUUCACACGUUGUACACAAGCGAUGCCUUUGCAGAGCUCAAAAAGCCAUGGCUCCACAUGUCGGCCAUGCACGUGGCAAAUCCGCAGCGGUCGUGGGACGACGGCAUCGACGGCCUCGUGGCGAUGUGGAAAGCGACACGUGAAAGAGUGCUCGAUCGGGUGAGCGACUUGAAAAACACGAACCAGGUCAACUUGACCAUGGUCCACACGUGCAUCGAACGGCAGCACAAGUUUGAACGCCUUUUGGCCAUGGCGUCCGCUGCCGACUGCGAUGACGUGGCGGCGGCGGUCGAACGCGCGUGGUUUGCGUACCAUUUUUUGCAGCAGGACAUCCACGCGACGACGCACGCGAUCCUGAAGCAGCAGAAGAUUCACAAGAAACCACAUCACUGGGCCCUGACACCAGCCACCGCCAUCCAAGCGACGCCGUCGCCGCGAAAGGCAGAUGCGACUGCCACCGAUCGACGCAACUCGAUUCCCCACCUGCAGCACAGCUAA